Messenger RNA from Bubalus bubalis (water buffalo), 10854 nucleotides. RefSeq names its product ABL proto-oncogene 2, non-receptor tyrosine kinase (gene ABL2). The record is from RefSeq and is a predicted model, not a curated record. Lineage: Eukaryota; Metazoa; Chordata; Mammalia; Artiodactyla; Bovidae. The coding region runs from base 4109 to 7612 and encodes 1167 amino acids. Gene Ontology annotation, biological process: protein phosphorylation; regulation of apoptotic process. The transcript has 12 exons. Gene Ontology annotation, molecular function: ATP binding; protein binding; non-membrane spanning protein tyrosine kinase activity.
AAAGUUUUUUUAAAAACUACUUUGAGUGUCUUUUGUUAAUUUUUAUAGUUUUCUAACUUAGAUGGCUGUUGUCAUUGAAAUUCAUUCCCCACAGAGCUGUUUGCAUAUCCUUUCAGUGCCCUUAAUGACUUGAUGAACCUUGCCUAAUUUUUAUUGUGGGAGUUGUGUAGGCUUUUUCGUUUUCCUUUUUUCUUUGAGCUGUGUGACUACAGACAAGCAAUAUUUAAUAUCAGGGUUAAUGUGAGCUCCUUAGUGUCCUGUCACCAUAGCUAUUCUUUUCUUAUCCACAAAUAAUAAAUAGAAAUUAAUUAUUGUCUGAACAAUAGUUGCUUUUGUAGAAAAGUGUUGAAUUAUUGAGAAUUUUUUUAGGGGGUCCCUUAUUCAGUGCUGUAUAGUGCAGUUUAGAGGGGGGUUGACAUGCUUUAGCAAAAAAUAUUUGUUGAUUUGUAUUUGUGUGUGUAAGUUUAUAACAUAAAUGGAGAUGUCUAGUUGCCAAAUAGGAACUGAACGACAUAAACAGCACUGAUUUUUUUUUCCAACUUCACGAAUGAACCUCUUAAUUGGCAUUUUUUUCACGUUCAUGAUCCAGAAUUUAAAAACUUAGUGUUUAUUCUCAGUUGUCCUCAUUUAAGAGUGUGGCAUUUGGCAUGAAAUAUUAUGCACCUGUACACAGGAAAAUAACUAUUUCUGUGUGCUACUGUGGAGUGAUCUUACAGUUACGUGAGAAGAGCAGAGUGGAGAAAGAGUGUGAAAUAUCCUACUGUUUAAGAAGAAGGGCGGGGAUGUGAGCAUGUAUCCAUUUACAUUAAAACAGUGUAAGAAUAAAGCAUAUAAAUUUAGGUUUCCUCUAAGGAAGGAGUGACUAGGAUAGAGAGAAGGGUGCUUCAUUCUGUAGAUUCAACUUUGGAACCAUGUAAAUAUUUUAUGUAAUGAAAUAAAAUGUAUAAAGCAGAAUUGAAAAAUUGAAAAUAAAAUGAAGCAGAUUAACUCAUGUGGAUAUCCUUGUAGCAGCAGUUCUCAAAAUUUGAUUGUGUCAACAGAUCCCUCUGUUGGCGCUGAUGGUGCCAAGCACUGUUGAUAAAACUGCUUCUUAGUAGGAAUCAGGUAGUGACACUAAGCUGCACCUGGCCACCACCGCGUUGCCACCGCCACACUCUCGCUAAGAAUGUCCUUGAUGAAGCAGUAAAAAUGAUUAUUUUAUAAACAAUCUUGAUUCUCAGCUACAUGUCUUUUUAGUAUCCUAUGUGGCAGAAUGGAAAGCGUGCAGAAAGCACUUCUGUUGCUCAUCGGAUGCUAUGGCUGUGUGUAGAGAGACCCGUGUCCAGGUGUGCUGUGCUUCUAACUGAGCUGGCUGCUCUUUUCUGGGGACACUGUUUUCACUUAAAAGAUUGAAUGACAAACCAUUCAGAAUUGGGAUUUGGUAGACAUUUUCUUGAAAAAUGAAUGAAGUAAAUUUGUAUUUCAAAGAAAACAGGGAAAAAACAAAACAAAACAGGAAUUGUUGGAAAUGGUAGAAUUUGGGCUCUUGAACAAAAAUUAGAAUUUUAUAAAAUUAGUAACAGCCAUUGUGAUUGUGAGAACUUACCUGGUACUCAAAAUUUUUGUGGUGAGAUUGAUGGUGAUAGUAAUGAACAGGAUGUAUCAAAGUUACAUAAUGGAAUAUAUCAACAUUUAGUGGAUGUAUUUCCAGAUGAUCAAUACAUGAUGUUAACAAAUGCAGAGUACAAGAUAGACUUAUUUCAAGUACAAGGUAAAAUAAUUAAUUUUAGUUUGACAGAUUAUAAAAAUUUUAUCUAUUUGGUUUCAGAUUUCAGUAUACAGUUAGGCUUUAAAGAACUGCUAAUUGUUGAGUUUUGGUAUAGUAUCAGAGAAGAAUAUCCAUCAUUAUCUGAAAGAUUGUUAAAAUAUCUUUUCCUUUUAUACCUCCAUAUCUGUGCACAGUUAGAUUUUCAUAUACUUCAACAUAAAUAACAUCACAGUGGAUCAAAUGCAGAAUGAAGGUCCAUCCAUCUUGUUUUAAGACGGAUAUUAAAGAUAUAUGCAAAAAAUGACAGUGUUACUAUUACCUCUUAGUUCUUUUCAAGAGUAGUUAUUUUUAAUAAAAUGUUAACAUAUGAGUUUAUUGUUAUUUUGAAAUUAAUAUUACAGUUUCUCAGUUUUAAUUUCAAAUAUGGUAGAUAAUGAUGGAUACAACCUACAUAACAGAGGUCUUUGGAGAGUCAAUACUAAUUUUUUUAAUAAGUUUUAAAGAAAUAUUUAUUUAUUUAUAGCUGUGCUGGGUCUUUGCAGCGCACAGGCUCUUCCUUGCUGCUCAUGGACUUUUCUCUAGUUGAGGCAAGCUCUCUAGUUGCGGUGCAUGGGCUUCUUAUUGUGCUGGCUUCUUCUGUGGCAGAGCACAGGCCCUAGGGCAUGCGGGCUUCAGUAAUUGUGGCUGACAGGCUUAGUUGCUCCUCGACAUGUGAGUUCUUCCCUCACUGGGCAUCGAACCCAUGUCCCCUGCAUUGGCAGGUGGAUUCUUGACCACUGCACCAUGAGGGAAGUCAGAUACUUAUUUUUUUACUUUAAAAACUGGAAUUAGAAAAUAUACAUAGCAUAAAACUUACCUUUUAUACUAUUUUAAGGUAUACAGUUUAGUAGCCUUAAGUACAUUCACAGUGUUACAUAGCCACCCAAGUGCAGAGCUAGAUUUCCAGAGCUAGAAUAGCUUCUACAUAUUUCAUAUAAGUGGGAUUGUACAAUAUUUGUCAUUCUAUGUCUGACUUAUUUCACUUAGCAUGAUGUUUUCAAGGCCCAUCAAUAUUGUAGCAUAUAUAGAAAUUUUAUUCCUUUUUAUCGUUGAAUAAAUUCCAUUGUGUGUACCAUAUUUUGUUUAUUCAUCCUCUGUACUCCUGGUUACGAUGUAGGAGGAUUAAAAAAUGGAACUAUUCAUUAUUGAUAAUUUAAAUAGCAGAUUUACUGAUUAAAUAGUAAAUCAUAUGGUAUAGAAUAUAGAUAUCUAUAGAACAUGAAUUAUGGAGCCUCUUUUCCUUUUAUUUUUUGUAAUUCAGGGAAGGAGAAAUUCAACCUGGUAUUUGAAAUUCUGAGUCAUUAAUUUGAGGUAACCCGUUAGUCAUUUAACUCUUACUUUCCUCACUAUGUUAACAGUACUGGCUUCAUAAAAGGUUAAUUAAUUAUUACCUACACCAGAGUCAUUCUUUCUUUAAGCUUGCAUUAUAACUUUUGUAACAUCUUUAUUGAAGGCUGUAUCAGUUUUACUAUCAAUAAUUUUACCCUGUUACUUUGGUUGACCUGGAACCUAGCACAGUGGCUGGUACAUAACAGCUGCUUAACAAAUAUUUGUAUAAUAACAGACACUCUAGAAUUAUUUUUGUAGGUUAUAUCCCUAAAGUCAUCCAUCAUUGGUAGAUUUCUCUAGUUUCAUUCUUAUAAGGCUCUUGAGUUUUAUUUAACUUUGUUCCUAUAUAUUAACAAAGAUUAGGCUUUUACUUUCAAAACCUUUAAAGUUUUCAGUGCUAUCAUGCCACAUUUUUAACCUUUAUUAAGCAAUAGAGCCAAACUUUUACUGAAGGCCGUCAUUUCCUGGCUUCUCUGCUUAUGAAUCAGAUUGCAACUAUUUCUUUAACUUUGGAUUUGUGGUUUCUUGAACUACUUUAAGUGAUGCAAAAGAUGAGUCUUGUUAGGCGUUUCCUCUCUUUUAAAAGUGUAUUUGGUGUUUUAUUGUAAACAUGUUUUCUCCAAGGAAACUUCUGUACAGUCUCACUUCAUCAUCUCCUAGGAAUGAAAUCCCAGCUACAUGCACUGACGCCUGUGUAUUUUAUCAUUUGUUACUCAUGUGUGUUGGUUUUUACUUAUUUAGUUUUUCAAAAUGUUCCAGAGUUCUUGAAGUAACUCUAUUCUGACUCAAUGUUUUGCUGAUUACUAGACAUUUCCCUUUAGGUAACUCUCCACCCACAUUGGACUUGUAAAUGUUACCCUGCCAUUGGUUCCCUCUGGCCACUGAGUUCAUGAAUAAGUGUCACAUGCAUGUGGUAUUGCUUGUCAGAGACUAGAAUUCCAAGACUUCCUCUGUACAGAGAACAGUUAAACUUUCGUGCUUCUGGGCAGAGGAAUGGUCUUUGGGAUGGUUCUGCUUCCACCUAAUUGUUAUGGCAGAGAUCAGGACACAUCGCUUUGCUGUCUAUGCCAUGAGGCCUCAGAAACGGCUCUCCCCAGCUUGACAGAUCACUUUGCCAGCUGUUUGGAGGAUGGAUUUGAGGGAGACAAGACUGGAGGCAGUAGUCCAGAAGCCUUGCACCGCCCCUACGGUUGUGAUGUUGAACCCCAGGCCCUGAACGAAGCCAUCAGGUGGAGCUCCAAGGAGAACCUGCUCGGAGCCACCGAGAGUGACCCUAAUCUCUUUGUUGCACUUUAUGAUUUUGUAGCAAGUGGUGAUAACACACUCAGCAUCACUAAAGGUGAAAAGCUCCGAGUCCUUGGUUACAACCAGAAUGGUGAGUGGAGCGAAGUUCGCUCUAAGAAUGGCCAAGGCUGGGUGCCAAGCAACUACAUCACCCCUGUGAACAGCCUGGAAAAACAUUCCUGGUAUCAUGGACCUGUGUCUCGCAGUGCAGCAGAGUACCUACUCAGCAGUCUGAUCAAUGGCAGCUUCCUGGUGCGAGAGAGUGAGAGCAGCCCCGGGCAGCUGUCAAUCUCGCUCAGGUACGAGGGGCGUGUGUAUCACUACAGGAUCAAUACCACCACAGAUGGCAAGGUAUACGUAACUGCUGAGAGCCGCUUCAGCACCUUGGCCGAGCUUGUUCACCAUCACUCCACGGUGGCUGAUGGGCUGGUGACAACCCUACACUAUCCGGCGCCCAAGUGUAAUAAGCCUACAGUCUACGGUGUGUCCCCCAUCCACGACAAGUGGGAAAUGGAGCGAACAGAUAUUACCAUGAAGCACAAACUUGGGGGUGGUCAGUAUGGAGAGGUUUACGUUGGCGUCUGGAAGAAAUACAGCCUUACAGUUGCUGUGAAAACAUUGAAGGAAGAUACUAUGGAGGUGGAGGAAUUUCUCAAGGAAGCUGCAGUGAUGAAGGAAAUCAAGCAUCCUAACCUGGUACAGCUAUUAGGUGUGUGUACCUUGGAGCCACCAUUUUACAUUGUGACUGAAUACAUGCCUUAUGGGAACUUGCUUGAUUAUCUCCGAGAAUGCAGCCGAGAAGAGGUGACUGCAGUUGUGCUGCUUUACAUGGCCACUCAGAUCUCGUCCGCAAUGGAGUAUUUAGAGAAGAAGAAUUUCAUCCACAGGGAUCUUGCAGCUCGUAACUGCCUGGUGGGAGAAAACCAUGUGGUGAAAGUGGCUGAUUUUGGCUUAAGUAGACUGAUGACCGGAGACACCUAUACUGCUCAUGCUGGAGCCAAAUUUCCUAUUAAAUGGACAGCACCAGAGAGUCUUGCCUACAAUACUUUCUCAAUUAAAUCUGACGUCUGGGCGUUUGGGGUGCUCUUAUGGGAAAUUGCUACAUAUGGAAUGUCACCAUAUCCAGGUAUUGACCUGUCUCAGGUCUACGAUCUACUGGAAAAAGGAUACCGAAUGGAGCAGCCUGAAGGAUGUCCCCCUAAGGUGUAUGAACUUAUGAGAGCAUGUUGGAAGUGGAGCCCUGCCGACAGGCCCUCUUUUGCAGAAACACAUCAAGCUUUUGAAACCAUGUUCCACGACUCGAGCAUUUCUGAAGAGGUUGCUGAGGAGCUUGGGAGGGCCGCCGCCGCCUCGUCUGUGGUUCCAUAUCUGCCCCGACUGCCUCUGCUUCCUUCCAAGACCCGGACGCUGAAGAAGCAGGGGGAGAACAAGGAGAACAUCGAGGGGGCACAAGAUGCCACAGAAAAUUCUGCUUCCAGUUCAGCACCAGGGUUCAUUAGAAGUGCACAGGCCCCCAGUGGGUCCCCAGCACUGCCUCGAAAGCAGAGAGACAAGUCACCCAGCAGCCUCUUGGAAGAUGCCAAAGAGACAUGCUUCACCAGAGAUAGGAAGGGAGGCUUCUUCAGCUCCUUUAUGAAAAAGAGAAACGCUCCCACACCCCCCAAACGCAGCAGCUCCUUCCGAGAAAUGGAGAACCAGCCCCACAAGAAAUACGAACUGACGGGUAACUUCUCAUCUGUUGCUUCUCUGCAGCAUGCUGAAGGGUUCUCUCUCACUCCUGCCCAGCAAGAAGCGAGUCUGGUGCCACCCAAGUGCUAUGGGGGUAGCUUUGCACAGAGGAACCUCUGUAAUGACGACGGUGGUGGGGGUGGGGGCAGUGGCGCUGCUGGGGGUGGGUGGUCUGGCAUCACAGGCUUCUUUACACCACGCUUAAUCAAAAAGACACUGGGCUUACGAGCAGGUAAACCCACAGCCAGUGAUGACACAUCCAAGCCUUUUCCAAGGUCAAACUCUACAUCUUCCGUGUCCUCAGGGCUUCCAGAGCAGGAUAGGAUGGCAAUGACCCUUCCCAGGAACUGCCAGAGGUCCAAACUCCAGCUGGAAAGGACAGUGUCCACCUCUUCUCAGCCAGAAGAGAAUGUGGACAGGGCCAAUGACACACUUCCAAAAAAAUCAGAGGAAGGUGCCGCUCCGACCAGAGAGAGACCAAAAGCCAAACUUUUGCCCAGAGGAGGCACCGCUCUUCCUCUCAGAACCCCCUCUGGGGAUCCAGCCACUACAGAGAAGGAUUCUCCAGGGUUAGGGGUGGCUGGAGUGGCAGCUGCCCCCAAGAGCAAGGAGAGGAAUGGUGGGGCACGACUUGGCAUGGCUGGAGUCCCAGAGGAUGGCGAGCAGACCGGCUGGGCUUCUCCAGCCAAGACUGCCGCCGUCCUCCCAACCACUCAUAACCACAAAGUGCCCGUCCUUAUCUCACCCACUCUGAAGCACACUCCAGCUGACGUGCAGCUCAUUGGCACAGACUCUCAGGGGAAUAAAUUCAAGCUCUUAUCAGAGCAUCAGGUCACUUCCUCUGGAGACAAGGACCGACCCCGCCGGGUAAAACCAAAGUGUGCCCCACCCCCACCGCCAGUGAUGAGACUACUGCAGCAGCCGUCCGUGUGCUCAGACUCCACGGAAGAGCCCGCCGCCCUGACUGCAGUCCAGCCCAAGUCAGAAACACAGGAGGGAGGGAAAAAGGCGGCUCCAGGGGCGGUGCCCACCAGUGGGAAAGCUGGGAGGCCUGUGAUGCCUCCACCUCAAGUGCCUCUGCCCACAUCUUCCAUCUCGCCAGCCAAAAUGGCCAAUGGCACAGCGGGUACUAAAGUGGCUCUGAGAAAAACCAAACAGGCGGCCGAGAAAAUCUCAGCCGACAAGAUCAGCAAGGAGGCCCUGCUGGAAUGUGCUGACCUACUGUCCAGUGCCAUCACGGAACCUGUGCCCAACAGCCAGCUGGUGGACACUGGCCACCAGCUGCUCGACUACUGCUCAGGCUAUGUGGACUGCAUCCCCCAAACUCGCAACAAAUUUGCCUUCCGAGAGGCUGUGAGCAAACUGGAACUCAGCCUGCAGGAGCUGCAGGUGUCUUCCGCAGCCGCUGGCGUGCCCGGGGCAAACCCUGUCCUUAACAACUUACUGUCGUGUGUACAGGAAAUCAGUGAUGUGGUGCAGAGGUAGCCACUGGAAGCCAAGUGGGAACAUGCACACAUUUCUGAGGGGAGAGGGAAAGGGACUUGUUUUACUUGUGUUCUCGUUUCAGAAAAUGGAAGACUGAUACUUGAGUGUGUUUCUGUGAAGUACCUCAGAUCUCUGAGUUCUCACGUUUACAGGUUCAUCUCAACAAUAACAAAAAGCAAAAUCCAUGGGAGAGAGGGAAAAUAGAUGGGGGCAGGGCAGUCGUGGGCCAAUCAGAAGCCGCACUGAAGCAUCAGGGACGUGUGCCUGUCGAGCUGCGAAGGACUGAGUCCAGCCCGUCCUCACUGGAGCGGUGUGAGCUGGCCGAACAGGGCUGUGCAGUGAGGCCGCGGGGCCUGUGCCCAGACCAUGGGGUGGCUGUGGCUCUCACUUUGCACCACAUGGAAGGGAAUUGACCAGGGGCUCCAGCAGGUACUAGUGGUACUGAUCUCAGUGAGUGGGUGGGGACGUGCCAAGAGGUCUUGUUCAAGGCUGUUGGAAGCUGCUCUUAGCCUGGCUCCCACAAGGUCACGGCUGCAGUAAGAGCUGCAGAUCAGAUGGCUAGAUGCAAAACUGGGAAAUGUGGCUCUAUCUGUACAUGCCUGUCCUGUUGUCUGUUGGUGUGUUAGUUGGUGCCGGAGGUAAAGAACGCUAGGAUUGUGUGUUCAGGGAGAUUGAAACCUCGUCCUGCAUUGUGUACUGCCUAGCAGAAGCCACUUCUCCCAGGCUAGUGUAUGAUUUCGUAAUGGAUGAGGAUGGGCUUUGUGCUCAUUGGUGCCUAUCUGUGAUCCAUAGGCAUAGGGGGUCUCUGGUGGUUUUCUUCUGCCCCUUGCUGGGCAGGCUGUCUUCCUCUGUCCUGGCAGCAUUCAGGGCAUUAACCAGCAUUGAACACUAUUGAAAAUAAUGGUCCUGGACAGGGCUCUCAGGAGAGUCUCUGCAUACUGACAUACUGGCCAGGGACUUGAGCAGCUAUGUAUGUUUCUUUAUCAACUAAAGUGCCAGGGAAAAGGGUGUCUUCUUGAAACCCAGCAUUCAGCUGAGGAGCCUCUGACUGAGGGGAAAAGCUGGCUUGGUCCUAAUGACUCUUUCUCUCUACCUUUCCUCUCCCUUAUCACCUUAGACCCAAUCCAGGUAGAGAGUGGGGAGAAGCAUUCUCUCACUCUGCGUGGAUUUCAAAUGAAUCACCCUAAGUUAUUGUCACAUGCUUUUCUUCUUUCACUGGCUCCCCCUGCCAGUUGUUGUGCUUGUUUGUAAAGAUCAUACUGGAAAUACUCUUUGAUAUUUAUUUUUUCAUUUCACCUCUAUUUAAAAAUGCAUAAUUGAAGGAGCAGGGCAUUUUCAGGGGACGCCGAUUAGAUCCUGGAAACCUAAUGGUUUCUUUUCCUUCCCUAUUCAGUUAUUGUUACAGAAGUUAAUUAGGAUCACUUCUGAAUUUAGAACCAAAUCUAACUGUUCAGAUGUUAUUAAUACUCUCGAUACCAGGUCUAAGUCCAGUGACCACUUCAUUCUCUUUUUAAAACUUUAUGCCCCCUCCAUUCCUGCCUCCAAAGAGAAUGCAGUAUUUUUUAAAAACUCAUUUUUUUUUUACUCCCAAAGGAAUAUUAACUUAGGAAGAUAGGAAUUCAGCACUGAUGGACAGUGAGUUUUCUUCCUGGCUUUGUCAUUGAUCCACUGUCAGCCCCAUCGCCCCUUCUCUUAAUCUAUUAAAUGGAGGUAAUGAUACAUGUUCUCAAGGGUGUUUUGCAAAUAAGUGUAUAGUUAUCCCUUUGAGAGCCUCUCUGGAAAGCUCUUUAGUGCAGUAUUGUUAUGUAUGAAUACACAUUUUUCAUUCUCCUUUUUCAUCAUCUUUGCUUGGUGAUGAAAUUUAAAACUGCUGAGAUUAUACUAAUCAGGCUAAGGGGAAAAAUGGUUUUGGACAGAGUUUGGCAUCUUUGACCAAGAAGAAAUUUUAGUUUUCAUUAGAAAGAAAGGAAUUGAUUCUUUCUAUGGGUGUUCCAGAGGAGUCCCAGGCAAAAAGAAGAAAAAAGCAGGGAGGAGACCGUAUUGGGCAUUCCUUUCAGGGGUUGGGUAAUCCCUCUGUUACUUGUUGGUGGAACACAGGUAACCAGAGAUCUGGCUAAUCUCUUUGUAAUGUUUAGAAGAGUUCCCUUUAACUUGGAUUUGAAAACCAACAAUCCUCCGGCCACCUUCUUCUUUGCCACUCUCCUUCAUCACAUACUUCCAUAAACUUGAAAUUGUUUUAGCAAUUAGCCUUUUAAGGGUAGGGCAGGGAGAGCUAAAACUUUAGAAUAUUAUUAUGCUGCUUUUUAAGUUUAUCCCUGUCAUUGUGGAUGCAAGUUGAGGGAUUAGAAUCGUUUUUCAGGGGAUUUUCUUUCUUUCUUUCUUUUUUAAAGCAAGGGGUCUUUUCUUGAAAGCUCUGAAAAUAAGCCUUGGAGGAACACUACUGAGUGUAUUUAAGCUCCCUGGUUUUCUCACCGAAGAGCAGUCUUUGAGGGUGAGGGCUGGGUCUUACUCAGGGGUAGCACCUGGCUCUGUCUCGUUCAUAGUAGGUGCUCAGUAUGUCCAUGAAUGGAUUUUCUUUUUUUUUUUUUUUUCUCAACACUGUCAAGAGUGGCAUUGACUGUUGCAGCACACUCCAUCCACAUGACGCUUUAACUGGAGCUUCAGGAGUUGAGGGCUCAGGGUUUGGGCUAAAGAGACACUGUCAACUUACUAUAAAAAUGUAACUUGGGUUUUUUUCCUUUUUCUACUUGAAAGGGACCAGAUUUUUAAAAAACUAACCAUAUAUAAAUUUAAACAUUUGAAUUCAAAGCAGAGAAAAUUACUUUUAGAAACUAAAAAUGUAGUUUAAUUCUGUCUAGUUUAAAAACAAAGUAGACAGCAGGAGCAAAAGCCCUUCUACAAGGUGUUGAAGACUUUCUAAAGUGGUUAUUUGUAUGCAUCCCUUUGGGGUUACCACAGAUGAAUCCUCUCAUGUACAGAUAAUAUGAUUUUAGUUUAGAUUUACUACCUUACAAUGCAGUGUUGUGUAAAAUACAUCUUGUUUGUGCUUUACAUGAAGUAUUUUCUUAAAAGGCUUUGUGUACAAUUAAAAUGUGUAUAUUUUCCUACAGAUGUCCAUUGUGACUUUCAGAGAUAUAGCCUUAAAAAAAAAUUGGUCCUGAGAAAUUUAUUCAGUGUUUUUCCAGGUGACCUCUAUACAUUGAGGUUAUUAGGUCUCCAGUAGACCCAGUGGCACCGCACUC